Messenger RNA from Bipolaris maydis ATCC 48331, 1539 nucleotides. The record is from RefSeq and is a predicted model, not a curated record. NCBI's taxonomy places the organism in Eukaryota, Fungi, Ascomycota, Dothideomycetes, Pleosporales, Pleosporaceae.
AUGGAGACCCUGAAAUUUGCAAAUAUCUUUCCUACCAGCUUGGCUCCAUUUGUCCUCAAUUACGUCACCACUUCGAUAUUGGUUGCCGCUGUAGUUACGAUACUUAUUCUCAGUCGAAAACGCAGCCAAAUUCCUCAUGCCAACCCUACACCAUGGUUUUAUCCGACAACUAUAAAUCAAUUGGAUGCUGUUAAAAACGCCAUAAAGAUCCCAUUCCGAAUGAUUAACUAUAACGGAGAAAUGCUUGUUCUUCCAGCACGCUAUCUAGACGCUAUCCGGAACGACGAAAAUCUAAGCUUUUCGAAAGCGAUCGAGCUUGACUUCCACUCCCAUGUUCCAGGAUUCACACCUCAAGGACUCAUAGGCCAUCAGGGAAACGUGUUACAAAACCUUGCUAGAAGACCACUUACAAAACUACUUAAUACUAUCACAAAGCCGCUAGCUUCUGAAUCUCUCUUCGCAGUUAAGGUCGUCUUAGGCAAUCCUACUGGCAAUCCUACUGAUUGGCAAGAAACCUUUAUCUUCGACUCUAUGCUAAGCAUUAUCGCCCGUCUUUCAUCACGCGUUUUUCUAGGCGAAAGACUUUGUCGCGACGAAGACUGGCUUAAGGUUACGAAGUUAUAUACCGUAGAGAUGUUCCAUGCUUCGUUUCAAUUAACGCUCGUGCCCCCUAGUCUUCGGUUUCUCUUUGCUAUCUUCUCUAAACGAUGUAGAACUGCUUAUCAGCAUCUCCAGCACGCUCGGAAGCUAAUUACGCCUAUAAUUCAAGAGCGUCGUUUACUUAAAGAACAAGCAAGUAGAGAAGGAAAACCUAUUCCAAAGUUUAAUGACGCUAUUGAAUGGGGCGAAGUAGAAUGCAAUGGUAUCAGCUAUGAUCCUGCUGACCUACAACUCGGUCUUUCGUUUGCUGCUAUACAUACUACAUCAGACCUUCUAUCAAAGAUCUUAUUGCUCUUAGCUAGAGAACCUAAGCUAAUAGAUCCCCUCCGGGAAGAAAUAAUCCGUGUCCUAAACCAGGAUGGAUGGAGCAAAAACUCGCUGUUUAAUAUAAAGCUAUUAGACAGCACAAUGAAGGAAGCACAAAGAAUGUUACCUAACGAAAAGUUGGCCAUGCGCCGUAUCGCAACUAAAGAUAUAUAUAUACCAGAAGAGAACUUUACUAUUCGUAAGGGACAGUAUAUCAUGAUAGACGACAAUCACGGGGCAGAUCUACCCUUAAAUGACUGUUACAGUCUAGACAAAUUCGAUAUAUAUCGUUGGUUACGCUUACGAGAAACGCCUGAGUUUGCUAAUAAAGCACACUUUGUAAGCACGAGCCCAGAACACCUAGGAUUUGGCCAUGGAACGCAUGCCUGCCCUGGUCGCUUCUUCGCUGCCAACGAGAUCAAGAUUGCGCUUUGUUUUCUUCUUCUCCAAUAUGAUUGGGAACUGGCUCCUGGAACAACUGCUGAUCUGAGUCCUUUUGGACUUAGCUUCUUAGUCGAUCCAAAGAGUACUUUGAGGUACAGGAAGAGAGAAGCAGAGAUUGAUCUAGAGGCU